AUGUAUAUUGAAAAUUCAAUAAAUGAUAAAUAUAUUAAAACAUUAAACCUUGGUUGUUUUCCAAAAAAUGUUUUACAAUUUCAAGAUAGUCAAGAUUAUUUUCAACAAUUAAUUUUUAUUGAUUAUCAAUUACAAUUACUUAUAUCAAAUGAGUUUAAGAAUGAUCAGUUAUUAUCUUUAGCUUAUUUUGAAAACAAUACUACUUUAUAUCAAGCAAAAAAGGAAAAAUUAUUACAAUUGAUUAAUUAUCAUAAUUCAAUUAAUUUGAACUAUAAAUCUAGUAUAAAACUGUUUAAAGAAAAUUUUUACAACUUAACUUUGCAAUGUCAUUUAUUGUACUUGAACAAUCAUAAUGUCCAAGAUUUAAUCAAGAUCUUAUCUUCAUUUAACAUUAUACCAAAUGACAAUGAAAUUGAAAAUAAUAUUUCAGAGUUUGAGUUUAUACAAUUUUUGACAAUAAAAUACAAUGUUUUAUUAAGCAAUUGUUAUUCAUCAUUUAACUCAAACUAUCAAUUACAAAUCUAUUUUGAUUAUUUGGAAAAAUUUCAAAAGCCAUUUUCAAAAUCUCAAAUAAUUUCAAAUUUUUGGUUCGAAAUUUUAUUUAAAAACUUAUCCGCCCAUUUAACUAAAAAAAAUACAAUACAGUUAUCAUUUGAUAAUCAUUUGAGAAACUUGCCGUUUUUUAAAAAUAAAUUUGCAACCAUAAAUUAUUCAAAUUUUUUAUUAAGACCUGAAAAUUUGAAUUUUGUUAAUAAAUCAUUCAAAAAUGAUUAUAGUAAUUACUUACUAAUUGAUGUUGAAGAAAACAUGCAUUCAAAAAGUUUUCAAUUCCCCAAUGCAAGUGAAAGUUCUUCAAAUAAUCAGAUAAAUGAUUUUAUUAAUAAUUUGUAUGAAAGUUUGAGUUAUGUCCCAUUUAAUCUAUCAAUUUUAAAACCUCAAUUAUCCAAAAAGUUUUUGAUUGAUUGUACAAAGAAAACGUUUCAAAGUAAAAUUAUUUUAUCAAACUUGAUCUAUACUUUAAUUGAUUUAGGUGAAUAUGAUGAAGCAUUUCAGUGCUUUAUCACUUAUAUUGAUUAUUUAGUAAAAGGUGAAAAGUUAAAAAAUGGUUAUAUCGAGGAUAUUUUAUCAAUCAUUGACACAUUUUCCACUUGUAUUAUUUACUUUAAUCCAUUAAAAUCUUUUAAAAAUAAUAAUUCAAAGUUCAAAAAUAUUGAUUUAAAUUUUAUAAAUGAUACUUUUACUAAAAAUUUUAUACCAAAUUUACAAAGAUAUCUUGAUGAAUUAUCAAAAUUGAUUGACUUGACUUAUGAUGAUGAAAAUUAUGCAGGUGACAAAAACCCAUUAAGCUUUUUAUAUAAAAAAUACAAUUUAAAUAUUUUACAAACUGAUCAUUCACAAUUCAUUGAAUUAAUUUCCAAAGCAUGGUUUUCAAUUGGUAAUUAUUAUUAUUACUUAUCAAUUUAUGAAUCUAUCAAUUUAAAACUGAUGGAGUUUAAUGUAUCACAAAUUUUACUAAAUUACAAAAAUAGUUUAAUAAUAAACUCAACUGGUAAUGUACUUUAUUUGUUUAAUUAUGCUUUAGUUUUGGCAAAUGUUGGUAAUUUAAAGUUUUCAUUAAAAUUAUGUAAAUUUAUUUUAAAAAAGUAUCCUGAAUCUUUUAAAACUUGGAAUUUAUUAGUUUUGAUCUUAACAAGUUUAAAUAAUGAUAAUAACGACACAUCAAUACCUUUAAAAUUUAAUGAUAACAUUUUAGAUGGUCAGUUAAGUCAACAACAAUCGCCACCACCACAGCAACAACAACAAAAAAUGAGAGAUCCAGAGAAAUUCAUUAAUAAAGCUUUAAAUAUUGCUGGUUUAUAUAUUAUGAAAUAUAUUCAAAAAGAUAUUAAAUUAACUUUGGAAUCUAAAUAUGAAAUUUUACAAUUAAAAUUAACUCAAAUGGCAGUUUUAGAAUCUGUUCAUGGGCAUCAAUAUAUGAUGGAUUAUUUAAGUGAAGUUUUUGUAUUAUAUCAUGAAUUGUUUGAUGUUCAAUUAAAUUCAAAUUCUACUAACAUAAAUCAUUCAUCAGCAAGACAGUUUGGCUCGAAUGACAAAUGGUCACAUCGCCCAAGUUUUAUUGAUCCUAAAAUUCAAACUAAUCAACAACAAUCUAAAAAAGAUCCUGCUUCUUCACAACCAAUUGGCGAUAUAGAUUCGGUUAAAUCAAUUAAAAAAUCUGUUGGUACUGGUAAUACUGUUGAUAAGUUGAGAAGAUUAUCGAAAAUUUCAAGAAAAGAUUCCUUUAAGAAGAAUGAAAUUUUGACACCACCACCUUCGGCAGCACAACCUGUUCAACAACCUAAACAAACACUUUCAAGAAAAACCUCUAGACAAGAUAAUCCUAUAGCAACAACAGCAAACAAUAAGACGGUUGAAAGAAAAAUCUUACAAGAAAUUUGGUUGUGGACUUCUCGUGUUUUUCUUAAAAAUGGUUUAAUGGAAGAAUGUGAGCAAUGUAUCAUUGAAGCAGAAACUAUCUACGAACCUAACAUCAAAACAUUUACUUCAUUGGGCUAUUUGACAUCUAAAUCAAGAAAGUUUCUUUCGUUACAAGAAUUUGAGAGAUCAUUAGAGAUUUUUAAUAAGUCAAAUAAAUUUAAUAAUCAAUUUGACUAUGGGUUAAAUUUAUUAGGAUUAUGCAAAUUAUUUCUUGUUGAUGAUAAUUUAUCAAAUUCAUUAUUUAUUUCAGAGAAAGAUAUGAAUUGUGCAAUCAUUAGAUUAAAAAAUUUAUUAGAAUUGUAUUCAUUAACUUGGCCAUUUGGUUAUAAUAAUUCAGAGGUUUGGUUUUAUUUAAGUAAAAUUUAUGAAUACAUCGACGAUAAAAUUUUAUUAACUUCAAGUUUAUGGAAGUGUAUUGAAUUAGAAGAUAAAAGGCCAGUUAGACAAUUUGAAAUUUGUGAUUCAUCAAUUGUAUAA
Messenger RNA from Insectozyma verbasci, 2955 nucleotides. NCBI's taxonomy places the organism in Eukaryota, Fungi, Ascomycota, Pichiomycetes, Serinales, Debaryomycetaceae. The record is from the annotation of a GenBank genome assembly.